Acanthisitta chloris (rifleman) is the source of this 432-nucleotide messenger RNA. Its product is annotated as forkhead box protein L2-like. Gene Ontology annotation, molecular function: DNA-binding transcription factor activity, RNA polymerase II-specific; RNA polymerase II cis-regulatory region sequence-specific DNA binding. Lineage: Eukaryota; Metazoa; Chordata; Aves; Passeriformes; Acanthisittidae. Gene Ontology annotation, biological process: anatomical structure morphogenesis; cell differentiation; regulation of transcription by RNA polymerase II. The record is from RefSeq and is a predicted model, not a curated record.
UACCCGGACGGCGAGGACGACCCCGUGGCGCUGCUGGCUCAUGACACCGGCGGCAGCAAGGACACGGAGCGGGACAAGGAGGAGCUGAGCGCCGACAAGGGCCCCGAGAAGCCGGACCCCUCGCAGAAACCCCCCUAUUCCUACGUGGCCCUAAUCGCUAUGGCCAUCCGGGAGAGCGCGGAGAAGAGGCUCACGCUGUCCGGGAUCUACCAGUAUAUCAUCAGCAAGUUCCCUUUCUACGAGAAGAACAAGAAGGGCUGGCAGAACAGCAUCCGUCACAACCUCAGCCUCAACGAAUGCUUCAUCAAGGUGCCCCGGGAGGGUGGCGGCGAGCGCAAGGGCAACUACUGGACCCUGGACCGUGCCUGCGAGGACAUGUUCGAGAAGGGCAACUACCGCAGGAGACGAAGGAUGAAGCGGCCCUUUCGGCCG